CAGAGGUUGUGACGUAGCAGCUGUCGGAGCCGUUCGGAAACAUUCGGAGGCGUCCGCCGGUUGUGUGCAGGCUGCUGAACAUUCAUGGCGUCCGGAACAGGAGAGUCGUUAGGAGGGCACGAUGCAGAACUGGACGAAUUGUUGGACAGUGCAUUGGAUGACUUUGACAAAGCAGCUGCUGCUUCAGCACCUGAACCUGCAGCUGCUUCAUCAUCUGCCAACAGCGGUGCAGAGAAGCCCCCUCUAUUAGAGGACAGCAAACUUUUUGAGACUCUGUUUGAGGGGGACAUGGCGGCCCAGGCUAGGGAAGAGUGGGAGAAGGCCAUGACGGAGCUUGCCCAGGAGGAACCAGAACUUCUGCAGCACUUCCACAAACUCUCAGAGGCAGCAGGCAAAGUUGGCACUGAUACUGCCUCCCAGCAGGAGUUCACCUCCUGUCUUAAAGAAACUCUUCGUGGCCUUGCCAAGAACGCAGACAACCUCCAGUCCUCUGGGCUGGCUGGAGAUGACCUGGUGAAAGCUCUGGAAGGUUUGGGGCUGGAUGAAGGUGGUGAAGGAGGUGACGAUGGGAACAUCCUCCCCGUCAUGCAGUCCAUCAUGCAGAAUCUUCUCUCUAAGGAUGUCCUCUAUCCAUCUCUCAAAGAAAUCACCACCAAGUAUCCAGAGUGGCUGGAAACAAACAAGUCAACCCUCAGUGCUGAGGACCACCAGCGUUACCAGCAGCAGGCUAAGAUCAUGGGAGAGAUCUGUAAGCUCUUUGAGAACGAGGAAGAGGAGGCAGCAGAUAAAGAGCAAACGUUCGAGUGCAUCAUGGAUCUGAUGCAAAAGCUGCAGGAUCUUGGCCAGCCACCUAAGGAGUUGGCAGGAGAUGCGCCUCCCGGCUUCAACUUUGACAUGGACUCCCUCAACCUCCCAGGAGUGGGCGGGUCCGGGGCAGCAGAGCAGUGUUCCGUCAUGUGAUAAGGUGAAGUUGUGGUCCAUCAGAAGAUCUGAAACCAAACGGUCACUCUGUGUGUUUUAAACAUGGAAGGAGUGUGACCAGACACUAUUCAUGGAGAAGGUGUGAAAACAACAGGAAGGAGCUGCAAAAACCAAACGGAUCUCUGACACCAUUAAAGAUAUUUGCGAUAGUUUGUUAACGGUUGCAGACACUUCCCAAUAAUUAAUUUUAACAGAAUUUUCUGAAGAAGAAAUGAGCUCCGGCGUUGGUCGUGUUGAUUUUAUCUACUGUUUAGCUUCGUGGUGAGUUCUGUCCAGGCAACUCGCAGGUUUAAACAGUGCCUUUUCAUAAGGAGCUUAAGUUAUUUUUUUAGGUGAAGAUUCUACUGUUAUUCAGCUGACUUAAUUCAGUUACAAUUUUAAUGAUGUGAUAAUCGUGAAGAUGCAUCAUUAAUAGUUUAGACCAACCACAUUUUGCACGGGAUUUAAAUAAUGAGCUUAGUUUAAAACUGCAAGGAAAUUUACUUAGAUCCAUUCCCCUAAUAUUAUUCCCUAUUUCCAGGUUUUGAUUUGAAGUGGUAGAGGGGAUUCUCAGAUGGCUUUGCUGUGGUUACAGUGAUCAUUAUAGUGUUGAAUUACUGUGCAAAGCGCUUCCUGUGUAAUUCCUCGUGUUUUUUUUAUUUAAGCUGUGAUGGAGCCCCUGCAGGAAAGCAAAACUGCCAAAGUGGGAUUUUAGUGUUCAUCACAUGAAAGGAUUCUUCCUAUUGUGUUCUUUCCAGAAGAGAUGAGAGGCAUAUUCGAAAACAUAUUAUGUCACAUGAGGACAGAAACAUGUGUUACUCAUUCGGAUGGACUGUUUGUGGACACGUCAACACACUGAUGUUAGCACGUUUUGGCUCUGGUUGCUGGGUUUGUUUAUUCCAGCGACCACUUUUCAUCAGCGUCUCUUUGCCCCACAGACAAAAGUUUUUCUCCGCAACAAUAGAGAGAGGUCCAGAAAUAACACGGCCAUCGGCCCGUCUAUAACUGCACAAUAAAAGGGUUCCGUCAGAGGAUUUAGCUAUGCACUGAUAGAUCAGAUGUACAUCAGAAGCAGCUGAAUGAGAAGCUGCUGUGGAGGUUUGGUCACAUGGUGGGGUUUCAAGCUAAUCAGCUUUCAAGGCCAACCCAGCAUCCUGGAAAUAAAUGAAAGAAAACCUGUUAUGACACUACUGUGUUUUGUAAAUGUAACGAUUAAAACAUUCAAAUGUG
Molecule: messenger RNA, 2190 nt
Organism: Girardinichthys multiradiatus
Lineage: Eukaryota; Metazoa; Chordata; Actinopteri; Cyprinodontiformes; Goodeidae
Gene: pex19
Product: peroxisomal biogenesis factor 19
Exons: 8
Coding region: 85-960 (291 amino acids)
Biological process (GO): protein import into peroxisome membrane
Cellular component (GO): peroxisome; peroxisomal membrane
Source: RefSeq, a predicted model, not a curated record